This is a messenger RNA of Sardina pilchardus (European sardine), 2785 nucleotides long. RefSeq names its product hypoxia inducible factor 1 subunit alpha inhibitor (gene hif1an). The record is from RefSeq and is a predicted model, not a curated record. Gene Ontology annotation, biological process: negative regulation of Notch signaling pathway. Gene Ontology annotation, molecular function: [protein]-asparagine 3-dioxygenase activity; peptidyl-histidine dioxygenase activity; ankyrin repeat binding. The transcript has 8 exons. NCBI's taxonomy places the organism in Eukaryota, Metazoa, Chordata, Actinopteri, Clupeiformes, Clupeidae. Gene Ontology annotation, cellular component: nucleus; cytoplasm. Bases 228 to 1292 code for a protein of 354 amino acids.
UGCUCUUUGAGGGCUGAGCUCCCGUUGUUUGGGUUGCUGUAGCAGACUUGUCAUUGCUGUGUUUACGCUGGACAGUCAAGUGCAGUGCGGGCGCCGUUCUGUAAUAGCCCAGUUGGCGAGACGGGCGCUAUAACUGGUCCGCAACUCGCUCUCAGGACAACUGGAGAAAACGAGAAGGUCUAUUCACCCUGUUCUGAACUUAAACGUUACCUUCUUACUGUGCAGACAUGGCAGCAGCAACUGUGGUUGAAGCUGAUCCGACGGCGACCGACGGGGGCACAACGUUUUCUGAGGUCCUCAAUUCGAACUGGACAGAAAGUCAAUUGCGAAAGUACCCUUUUCAAACGAGACCUAUCCCCAGAUUAUCUCAUACAGACCCACGCGCCGAGAUGCUAAUAGAUAAUGAGGAGCCUGUUGUCCUUACGGAUACCAACUUGGUAUUUCCUGCACUGAAGUGGGAUGUAAACUACCUGCAGGACAACAUUGGAGAUGGAGAUUUCUCAGUGUAUAUCGCUGAAAACUAUAAAUUCCUAUAUUAUGAUGAAAAGAAAAUGGCUAAUUUUGAGAACUUUGUACCGAAGUCCCAACGAGUUGACAUGAAAUUUUCUGAAUUUGUCGACAAAAUGCAACAAACUCAACAACAUGGAGGAGAAGAAAGGGUGUACUUGCAGCAGACCUUAAAUGACACUGUUGGAAGGAAUAUUGUUGUAGAUUUCUUGGGUUUUAAUUGGAACUGGAUCAAUAAGCAGCAGGCCAAGCGGAAUUGGGGACAAUUAACUUCAAACCUUUUGCUCAUAGGCAUGGAAGGCAAUGUGACGCCAGCACAUUAUGAUGAACAGCAGAACUUUUUUGCACAAAUUCGAGGUCAUAAGAGGUGUAUCCUGUUUCCGCCUGACCAGUUUGAAAGUCUUUAUCCCUUUCCUGUUCACCAUCCCUGUGACCGACAGAGCCAGGUUGACUUUGCAAACCCUGACUAUGAAAAAUUCCCAAAUUUCAAAAAUGUAGUUGGACAUGAAGCUAUUGUGGGCCCUGGGGAAGUGUUGUACAUCCCAAUGUACUGGUGGCAUCACAUUGAGUCCCUUUUAAGUGGAGGAGUUACAAUUACUGUUAACUUCUGGUACAAGGGCGCUCCUACUCCACGGAGGAUAGAGUACCCUCUUAGGGCUCACCAGAAAGUGGCCAUCAUGAGGAACAUUGAGAAGAUGCUAGGAGAAGCUUUGGGAGACCCUCAUGAGGUUGGGCCAUUACUGAAUAUGAUGAUCAAAGGGCGUUAUGAUCAAGGUCUUAGUUAGUUUACUCUCCACUUAACUGGAUGCUGCUGGAUGUCUUUGGUUGUGUGUCUGGUCUGACUGCAGAACUGCCAGUGCAGUGCUUCAGUACGUCAAGCAACCAAUACCUGCUAAUGGCCUUUUAUUCUUUCUUGGCUUAAAACUGGGAAAUUGUUGACUUUUAGGAGAGGUGUUUUAACACAAAGCAGUCAACCUAGUUUUGGUUGAAAUGGAAAGAAUUUAAAGUACCAAAAGCUUAUAAACUAGUGGAUUGGAUUAGAGCCCUUGCCUCUUGCUUCAGUAUAACCUGGCACAGUCGUUGGGUUCAUUUUGUUUCAGAGAGUUUGUUCUGCUUCUGAAAAUUGCUUUGAUGACAUUCAUUCUUUGAUUAUAAAUGAGUUUACAAGCUUGGCGACCAUGGAUAUUCAGUAUUAAUAACAUGGUUUAUAAGAAUGGCCAAAUAUUGUGUUUUACAAACACUGAAGGAGUAUGAGAUCAUUUGUUAGAAGUCGGUUGAUUAAAAUGUAAUUGCUGAACAUUUCUUGUUUGAACAUAGAUUUGAUGGUAUUUUUAUAUAAUUAUUUUGUGUACACUCUUGCUAAAUUUUUGUGUUUUGUUUGUGAUAUAUGUUUUUCCCCAGAAUGUGGUACAUCACAACAGUGCACUCAACUUUAUUUUAACUAUGAAAUAGUUAAAUAUGUUGAAAAUGAAGUGUGAGUGUCUUAGAUGGCACAGGAGCUUCUUAUUAGUUAUACUGAAUGUUCUGUCAAUAUUUAAGUUGAUGGUUUCCCUGUUUUGCCCAUAUUGAUACACAUAAUAUGGUGUAGCAUUUCUAUAAAAUGCAUGGACAAAUACCCAAUUAUGUGUCGCACAAUGCAUAUUCAAAGCCUGAAUCAAAGGCAGUGAAUAAUCAACCAUUUUUUUUUUUGUCAUGAUCACAAACAAAUGUCUAAGUUGGCUUUGUUGACUUUGUCUCACUUGUUUCUGUUUUGCUGUGUUGUAUAAAAGGGAUGUCUGUGUCAACAUUCAGGAAACAGCUGCACCUACAGGACGUACAAGUAUUGGAUUUUUUUUUUUUUUUUCAUUUGAGAUAAUUGACCAGAAUGCUUUGUAUGUUUUUGUUGGUCAAAUCCCACAUCCCACUGGUUGAUGUCCUUAGACGGUUUAUGUACAUAAACACAUAUUAAUAUAUUUAAUAUUGUCUAUUAGAGGGCUGACAAUUAAGUAUGGUUUAAGUUUUAACCAUCCUCAUAGUAAACUUUACUGUGUGCCAAAUACUUUUUUGUACAAACUGCAAAUGGUUCCCAAAAACAAUACCACUUGAGACUAAUGGAAAGGUCAAAUGCAUUUAUCUCUUAUGCACAUAUGCUGGUCUAAGGUUAGGCAUAUUCAUCUGGAAGACUUGUCCUCAGUUAUAUGGAGCAUAUAAGCACUUUUUGAAGUAUCUGAGGGCUUCUGUGUAGUUCUUGUCAAACAAAUAAAAAAAAAUCAGUUUUUUUUUUCUUGCCUGAAUCCUG